CUCACCUUGCUGGCUCUGGUGGGGCUGUGUGCGCAUGUGCAGGCUCGGACAGGUGGGGUGAGUGGGACCUUCCCCAGGGACAGGAAGGCCUGCAGCCACUAGCCAGGGGGACAAGCAGUGAACCCUUUGGGAUGCAUGAACGUGACCCCGCUAAGCAGCCAGUGGAGAACUGAGAAGGCAGCUGUAGAGGGGCAGAAUCAUUGUGGGAGGUGGAGCCUAAGUGGAAGACACAGACUCUGCCCACAACUGUGGGUCGUCCUGGCACUGUCCCAGCUGAAAGUGAUGUCUUGCCUGGUGAUGGCGUCCCGGCUGGCUUCCCCCCGCAGCAGAGCUCUGUGCUGCCUCUGGCUCGUCCUGGCCUAUGUGUCUGCACGACCUGCCAACCACUCGGCCGUCCGGGAGAGAGUGACCAACAGGGAGGAGAACGAGAUCCUGCCCCCAGACCACCUGAAUGGAGUGAAGAUGGAGAUGGAUGGGCACCUCAAUAAGGAAUUUCACCAGGAAGUCUUCCUGGGCAAGGCCCGUGAUGAGUUCGAAGAGGACUCAGAGCCACGAAGGAGCCGGAGGAAGCUGAUGGUCAUCUUCUCCAAGGUGGACGUGAAUGCUGACCGCAAGAUCAGCGCCAAGGAGAUGCAGCGCUGGAUCAUGGAGAAGACGGCUGAGCACUUCCAGGAGGCCGUCCGCGAGAACAAGCUGCACUUCCGCGCUGUGGACCCCGACGGCGAUGGCCGCGUGUCAUGGGAUGAGUACCAGCUGAAGUUCCUGGUAAGCAAAGGCCACAAUGAGCGAGAAAUUGCCGAGAGGAUAAAGAACAACGAGGACCUAAAGGUGGACGAGGAGACACAGGAAGUCCUGGAGAACCUCAAGGACCGCUGGUACCAGGCGGACAACCCCCCUGCGGACCUGCUGCUGACUGAGGAGGAGUUCCUGUCUUUCCUCCACCCGGAGCACAGCCGUGGCAUGCUGCAGUUCAUGGUCAAGGAGAUUGUACGAGACCUUGACCAGGAUGGUGACAAGCGGCUCUCCCUGCCUGAGUUCAUCUCCCUGCCUGUGGGCACUGUGGAGAACCAGCAGGCCCAGGACAUCGAUGACAACUGGGUCAAAGACAGGAAGCGAGAAUUUGAGGAGCUGAUAGAUGCCAACCAUGAUGGGAUUGUGACCCCAGAGGAGCUGGAGGAGUACAUGGACCCCAUGAACGAGUACAACGCCCUCAAUGAGGCCAAGCAGAUGAUCGCUAUUGCUGACGAGAACCAGAACCAGCACCUGGAGCCCGAGGAGAUCCUCAAGUACAGCGAGUUCUUCACGGGCAGCAAGCUGGUGGACUACGCCCGCAGUGUGCACGAGGAGUUCUGAUGCCCCAUGAGGCUGCACGUCUGGCACCAGGUCCAGACAGUUCUGACGCUAACCCAGCCUGCGCUUGUGGCCAUGGCUGCAGGUGGUGCCUUCUGGGACCUUCUCCCCCUCCCGUCACACCGAGACAGGCCUGCAGGCCGAUCAUUAAAGAUUUGCUGACCCUGCAGAGCCCUGUGCUGUGUCCUGGGCCUGAGGCCCCUCUGGGCUUCCUUCAGUCCUUGCAGCUUGGACGUCUCUUCUCACACUGAGAACUGCCUCGGGGCCCACUGAGGCUGUUUCUGCCCAUGGAGGCUCCACAGCACCUGCUGCUCCCACGUCUCCUUAGAAACAGAUUAAGAAGCCAGGGGGAUGCUGGGGGAUCACCAGCUUCUUUCUGCACGGACGUGUCAGAACUACCCACACCGGGCAGUGCAACCUCUGAGGAGAUACAAAGUUUAUGGUGACAAGAAUCAUUAAUUUACUUUAAAAUAUAGUUGUUUUUUUCUCCCAGA
Messenger RNA from Loxodonta africana (African savanna elephant), 1844 nucleotides. It is a transcript of the gene SDF4, whose product is annotated as stromal cell derived factor 4. The transcript has 7 exons. Gene Ontology annotation, molecular function: calcium ion binding. Gene Ontology annotation, cellular component: endoplasmic reticulum. NCBI's taxonomy places the organism in Eukaryota, Metazoa, Chordata, Mammalia, Proboscidea, Elephantidae. The record is from RefSeq and is a predicted model, not a curated record. Gene Ontology annotation, biological process: calcium-ion regulated exocytosis. The coding region runs from base 136 to 1353 and encodes 405 amino acids.